This is a messenger RNA of Paramecium tetraurelia, 1744 nucleotides long. RefSeq lists its product as uncharacterized. Lineage: Eukaryota; Ciliophora; Oligohymenophorea; Peniculida; Parameciidae. The transcript has 4 exons. The record is from RefSeq and is a predicted model, not a curated record.
AUGAAAUAAAAUAGGCAUUUUGCUACAAAAUGUAUAGGCAAAUUAAAAUUAAGCACGCAAUUUAUUAUUAUAGUUUCGAUACAGGUCUUAAUUAUUGUGUCCUAUGUUCUUGCACUCAACUUAAUUCAUCAUUCUCUACUAAUAAAUUAUUUGUCAGAAUUGUCAGAUUAUAUGUUUCAAGAUAACUCAAAUCACCUUUUGUCAAAUAUGAUGGAAGAAUACUUCUAGCAUUUUAAUGAAGUAUUUAAUUUAAAUGGCAACGCUUUGGUGUCAUUUCAUCGAUUAUAUCAUACUUCCAAAAACCAAGUACUAUUACACCCUCUCGACACAAACCCAUUGUUUCAAAUGUAAUAUGGAGGAACAACAAAAAUUCCAGACCCCUUGAGAAUUAUCAAGGGUUAUGGCAAUUAUGACAUUUCCUAUUCCUUCAUGUGUUACUCAAACCUUUCAUCAUUCAAUAACCCUUUGACAUUCGAAGAAAAGGUGGGCCUGAAAGUAGAGGAGUAGCUCCAAGCGGCUGCACAAAUAUUUUAUUAGGGAAAUUUAAUCAACCAAUCCUUCUUAUACUCGUAUAUUAUGAAAGAGAAAUUAAAUUCCAUUUACCCUUGUUUAAAUAGAGACAAAGCAAUUUAUCAAUAUGUGGCUGAAAAACGAGAUUGGUACACUGAGCUGAAAAGAAACUAUGAAAGCAAAUCGCCAUAUGAUAAGUAUCAUUACACAUUUACCCAACCAUAUCUCUUGUACACGGACAAAAAGAUCGGACUUUCCAUGGCACUUCCAAUUGUUGAUAGUAAUUUAGCCUUAAUUGGAGGAGUGGUCUCGAACUUCUUAGGUUCAGAAAUAGUUGAAAUGAUGAAAUCUAAUUCUUUUGGAUUCUAAAUAAUUUAUCUUGUAUCCGAAAAGGGAGUUAUGAUAAUGCAUCCCUAUAAAGUAACAGUGGAACAACUGCCUCUUUUCAUUUAUAAUGAAAGCAUCACUGGCUUCAAUGUGACUGAUUGGGAAUAUAUCUUAAAUCUAAAUUCAGAUUCCUCUUGUCCUAAAUUUGCCAAAAUGUCCUCCCUUCUAAAAUGUAGAUACAACUCCUAUUAUAAUCAAGAGAUGAUUAUAGGUACUCGAGAAAUUCCAGAAUUCAAGAUGAAACUCAUUAUGUUGCUGAGUAGUUCAGAGUACUUAAAAUUCUACGAUGAUUUCUAAUCCAAAAUAGAGAUAAGUUUACAUGAAACAACCAGCAAUAACAUUAUAUGGUUGUUUGUAUCAUGUGUGGUUCUUUGUUUAAUGAUUAUUGUGGUUACAUAAAUAUUAUUUCAUCCAAUUGAAAUCAUAAAAAAAUAGGCGAUCAAUUUAAUUAUUUAACAGAGAAGAAACUAAUAGCAAAUAUCGGAAUUUGCAGAGGUUUGGAUGAGUGAUGAAAUAGUUUCUUUGGUUCAAACUUAUAAGAUUGUGAUGAAUAAAUUGGAAUCAUUAUCAUUAAUAAAAACAAGUGAAUGCAAGUAGUUUGAAGACAUUCAAUAUCCAACCAAACAGUACUCUGUAACUCAGGCUGCAUUUAUGAGAAAUAUUGAUUAAAUCAAACAACAUCAAGAGUUAAGAUUCAGAUGUUUAAAAGAUUUCAGCGGAGGUGAGGAAUUUGAAAAUGCAGCCAUUUCUAUAAUUAAAAGAGUUCUCAAAUAACAAAACACUAAGUUCCUUCUAUAUUGAAUCUUUAAGUAUUUUUAUACACAUUUAUUCUAAUUUCUAAAGAGCA